Molecule: messenger RNA, 8231 nt
Organism: Scylla paramamosain (green mud crab)
Lineage: Eukaryota; Metazoa; Arthropoda; Malacostraca; Decapoda; Portunidae
Product: mucin-19-like
Exons: 5
Coding region: 177-7724 (2515 amino acids)
Cellular component (GO): extracellular region
Molecular function (GO): chitin binding
Source: RefSeq, a predicted model, not a curated record
GUUCAUAUUUACAAUAGUUUCUAUCACGGGUAGGCGAGGCGUUCCUCCCUCAAGGUCACUACUGCAGCCCUUUAAAGAUUCCAGAUUCCAGAAGGGAGUCCUCUUCCCCCUCUCCCUCCCCCUCCCUCCCCUCUCCCUCCUCUCCCUUCUCUCCCACGCCUCAGAAGGGUCACGCCAUGGCAGCCGCGGUGACCCUUCUCUUAGCGGUGACCUUGUGUGCCCAGGGAACUCUCGCUGACCCCCAGAGAACGCUCAAUCCCUCGCGGCCAAAAGCAUUCGACUUUGCGGCGGAUGCAGAGAACAUCGUGGGGCAGCUGAACGCGAACUUCUCCUGCGACGGCCUGGAGUAUGGGUACUACGCGGACCAGAACCACGGCUGCCAGGUCUUCCACAUCUGCAUGCCGGUCAAGACUGCCACGGGGAGGAUCCUUGACACCUUCCAGUUCAGCUUCUUCUGCCCGAACCAGACACGAUUCAGCCAAGACUCACGCACAUGCAUCGCCAAGGAGCGAGCCUUCCCCUGCCACAAAGCACACACUCUCUACGACCUCAACAGCCACAUCGGUCAGCGCCCCGUCAAGAGGAAGAAGCCCAUUGACCCAGACGCCCCUCUGCCUUCACCUCACAGAUUUAGCGUCGGCAGAUCCCAAGCGUCCUCCUCCUUCACAGACGAUGUAGGGUCCUUCGAGGGAUCCUUCGAAGUCAAAGAAUCUGAGUUCGAGUCAUCAACGUCAUUCUCGUCGCAAGAUUCCUCUCACUUCCUGCAGGAUUCUAACACGCCCGUUCACGUGGACUCAGAUCUGCAGGUUGGAAGGUCCGUUCUCUCGACUCCUCCCGCCGGUUCUACUUCCUCCUCGUCCUCCUUCAGUUCUCGUGGUUCGCAGUUUUCAUCAACCACGGGGACUGGUCAGUCUAAUAGCCAGUCACAGACGGGACAGUUCACCAAUAGCCAAUCACACAGUCAGUCUACAGCAUUCAGCCAAUCAGGUGAUCAGAGUGCGAGUCGAAGCGGUGGAUUAGCCAAUAGCCAUUCAGGAAUUCAGACAGGAGGCCACAAUGAAGAAAGCAACGGUGGAUUCGUCAGUGGCCAAUCAGCUGGUCGGAAUAGAGGCUUUAGUCAAUCAGGUUCCUUCAAGCAGACCAGUGGACCCGCAACAGCAAACCAGAUCCUCCAGUCCCCCGAGCCGACCAUUCCCACCGGGGCUCAGGUGUUCUCAACCGUCUCCAUCAACCGCCAGAACUCUCUGUCUCGAGGGACGCUCACCAACACUGACUCCUCGUCUGUCACUCCUCCUUCCUCCCUUGGUUCCUCCUCUUCCUUCACCCAGGCAUCUUCUUUCGGCUCUUCCUCCACUUCCUUCGGCUCCUCAUCUUUUACUUCCUCUCCUUCCUCCUCCUCUUUCGAUUCUUCUUCAUCUUUUGCUCCUACAACCUCCUCUUCCUCCGCAUCCUUUUCCUCUGGUUCCUCUUCCUCCUUCUCCGGUACGGGGGGAGUGCGCGGCACCUCCUCCACUAAUCCCUCCCUCGGCGGCGUGAGAUCAACAACAGGAAGCACGCCAGGUGAUGCAGACCUGGCGACAGGAAGCAUCGUCUCUGAUAACCAAGGAUCCGCCGCUGCCGCCGCCUCGUCCUCGCGCUCGAAUACCAACAGAAAUGAAGUUGUUAAUGGCUUUGCACAGAGGGUCAGGCAGCACUCCGAUUCCCUUCACUCCUCGCGCUUCAAUGGAGGGGCUUUCGUGGAGGCGAACAGCGUGGAGGGAGGUCCGUCGCCAGGCUCCGCUGCGGCCUCCUUCACCCCCUCACACAGGCUCGAUGCGGGAAGCGUGGCUGGAGCGAGUGGCGGAAGAGGCGGCGUGGAUGUCAGCGUUAACAGUGUGUCAGGGGGCUCAGUGGCGCUAACUGGCCGUGAAUUAGGGACAGGUGUCUCCUCCAUUGUUCCUGUGCCUACCAAGCAACCAACACAUCCCACCACCAUCACCACCAGGCAGCCACCAUUCCCCCUCAGCCAGUCCUCGGCCUUCUCCCCCUCACAACCAUCCACCAUCACUACCAGACAACCACUCCGCCCCACCAGCCAGGCAAGCUUCUCUACACGCCAGCCAGGAAGCCCCACCACAUCCCCACGUUUCACCCCCACCCAGGCUGCACCACCACAAGCAUUUUCAAGCCCUCUUUCAAGCACCCAGGCGGCGUCCACCUCGCGCCAGCCAGUUACCCGGCAGACCACAAGUGUGCCUUUCAAAAUCCCAGGGUUUUCGGCAGGAGUGGUGAGGGUUGGGGGGGAGGUGAGGGAGGGGAGCGGCGUCCAGCCCUUCAACAGCCUCUCCACUUCACGUCGCGGGGAGAAGGACUCACUGGCAGCGUCUGGAGCACAUGGCGACACUACUGGAAUUAAUCACGCUGGAUUUACCUCUUCUCCUUCCUCCUCGUUUUCCUCUUCCUCUCUUUCCUCUCCUUCAUCAUCACCAGCCCUUCAGUCCUCAUCUUUCAACUCCCACGCUUCCUCCUCAUUCUCCUCCUCCUCCUCUUCGUCGGGUGUAAGAGGUAAUGCAGCCUCCUCUCUUGGAUCAGGGAGUCUCUCUAACACCAUCCGCGGAUCGACACUCCCAGCCUCAGAAGCCGCAUCCAGUUCAAGAGUAGGAGGAUCAGCAUCUGGCUCCCGUGGCUCUCUCAGUAACACGGCCUCGGGUUCUGCAGGAUCAAGAGGCUCUAUUUCCUCCUCCUUCGGUUCCCAGGGAGACAAUCAAGUUUCCAGCGGUUCUCUUGGCGCCACUUCCACUUCUUCCUUCAGAGGAUCCACCAGCUUCAGCUCCCAAGGUCGUGGAACAAUUCAAGGUUCAGCCGGUUCACAAAACACCCAUGGAUCUUUCGGUUCACAGGGCUCUACUUCCGCCAACUCACAAGGAUCCUUCAGCGCUAACUCCUUUGGUAAUCAUGGAUCAUUCAGCAAUCAAGGAUCAGCUGGUACUCAGAGCGUCCGUGGAUCACAAGGCUCGCAAGCUUCCAGUGCUGUUACAUCUCAAGGAUCAUCGUUCAGCUCACAAGGGAACCGCGGAUCACUGAACAGGCAGAGUCUUGGUAGCACACAGAACACUCAGGGAUCAUUCAAUACCCAGGGAACAUCACAAGGAUCCUUCAACACCCUAGGAACAUCACAAGGAUCCUUCAGCACCCAAGGAACUUCACAAGGAUCACACAACACGCAGGGAACAUCACAAGGAUCAUUUACCACCCUAGGAACAGGUUCACGAGGAUCCUUUAACAGCCAGGGAACAUCACAAGGAUCCUUCAACACCCAAGGAACAUCACAAGGAUCACGUAACACUCAAGGGACAUCACAAGGAUCACGCAACACGCAGGGAGCAUCACAAGGAUCUUUCAACACACUAGGAACAUCACAAGGAUCUUUCAACACACUAGGAACAUCACAAGGAUCCUUUAAUACCCAAGGAACAUCACAAGGAUCACGCAACACGCAGGGAGCAUCACAAGGAUCCUUCAACACACUAGGAACAUCACACGGGUCACGUAACAUUCAAGGAACAUCACAAGGAUCCUUCAACACUCAAGGGACAUCACAAGGAUCAUUCAACACUCAAGGGACAUCACAAGGAUCAUUCAACACCCAAGGAACAUCACAGGGAUCCUUCAACACUCAAGGAACAUCACAAGGAUCACGUAACACUCAAGGAACAUCACAAGGAUCCUUCAACACCCAAGGAACAUCACAAGGAUCACGUAACACUCAAGGAACAUCACAAGGAUCCUUCACCACUCAAGGAACAUCACAAGGAUCACGUAACACUCAAGGAACAUCACAAGGAUCCUUCAACACACUAGGAACAUCACACGGGUCACGUAACAUUCAAGGAACAUCACAAGGAUCCUUCAGCACCCAAGGAACAUCACAAGGAUUCCUCAGUUCACAUAACACUCAAGGACACAACGCAGUCCACGGAAGCUUCGACAGCAAGCACAGCACAUCGUCCCUGAAUAAUCAAGGAUCAGUGGGCACGUCGGGACUCCCUUCAGUCAGCACACAGGGAUUCCACACGCAGCACUCCAGAGGCUCUUCCACCCACAGUAACACUCAGGACUCCACCUCCACCUCCACACACUCUCAAGGAUCGGUUAGUCAGAACGCAAAUACAGUCGCCUCCAGUGAAUCAAGUGGUUUCCAGAGCUCCCGGGGAUCCGUCAGCACUGGAUCAGCAUCAUCGUCUAGUGCUGGAGUAAGAGGAGUAAGAGUUGGAGGAUCAGUAAGUGGAGGGGCAAGAACAAGCAUAAGAGGAAGGACGAGGACAGGACAAGUAGGAGUAUCGACACAAGAAGGAUCGGAGGGGACAUCAGCAGGGGCUUCAGUAUCAGUAAGAGGAGCACAUGUUACAAUUCCCCGCGGGGAUGUAACAGCGUUAACAGCGGCAGAGAGGGUCGCCCAUGAGAUCCACCAGACGCGCGCCACGACUAGAUCAUCCCCGACCUCGAGACCCAUCACCAGGAGCCGAGGGAAGAAGAAAUUCACCCCCAGUCCUUACCUCCUCCAGACCGCCUUCUGGACCUCCAACGGCGCCGCGGUCAAUGGCGCCUCUCAAUCCAUCCCCCGAGGUGGCCACAGGUUUUCAGGUGGUGCAGGAUCCUCCAGAGCGACUCAAACUUCAACUACGACCACUACUCAAAGGGAUCGUGUGGGGAAUUCCCUAGGGGCACAAGUUCAGGGUGGUUCUGGGAGAGUAGAGGAAGAGGCUGCAAGGGAGUCACCUGUACCGCAACAAAGUUCUUCUUCAGGCAGUUCCUCGUCUAUUGGUUCCUCAUUCGUGUCUUCCCAAGGGUCUGGUGUCUCAUCAACAUUCCAUCAGACAGGAUUCCACGAGUCACCGAUCUCUCACGCCUCCAGCUUGAGUGGAUCUUCACGACACCGCGGGCCGUCUGUGAACCAAGACCAGCCGGCGUCCAGGGUAUCCUCGAGGGGGAGAGGGAGCCCUGUGUCCUCCUCCGUGCAGGCCAUCAACGCCCUCACUCGCACGGCCUCAUCUGCUGUUGAUCUUAAUGAGGAUUCACAGGAUUUCAGCAACAAAGGAUCAGUUACAGCCUCACAAGAUACAAGAACGACCAGUGGAUCUGUUGGUCAAGGCUCACAGGGCAUCAGGACAAGUGGAUCAGUCAGUCAAAGCUCACAAAAUACAAGGACGACAAGUGGAUCAGUCAGUGAACGCUCACAAGAUACUCGCAGAGCCGGUGGAUCAGUUAGUCGAACAUACCAAGAAAUCGAUAGGACUAGCGGAUCAACUAGCCAAGGCUCACAAGGUAAAAGCAGUGGAUCAGCCAGUCAAGGAUCACAAGGCGCCAUCAGAGCCAGUGGGUCAUUCGGCAAAACCUACCAAGAAAUUGAGAGGACAAGUGCAUCAGUCAGUGGAGCGUCAGGAGGUACCGGCAGCACCAGUGGGUCUGUCAGUCAAGGGUCACACGACAUCGCAAGAGUUAACGAGGCAUUCGAGUCACAAAACGACAACGACAAUGGAAUCUUUACUCCCAGCGAGACGACCACGGACGAACCAGAGUACCUCCCCACGACGAAGUUCGAGGACGAGGAGACGACUGAGGCUAACUUCGUCGAAGAGGCUGACCCAGCAACGACCUACAGACCAGAGGCUUCAGCGACGACCACCACUCCACCCCCGCGGACUCCGGGAAAGGCCCUUACUUCCAGGAUCUCCAGUACCAGAGGAUCAGCCAGAUUUUCCAGCAACUCCAUCAGGACCUCUUCCAGAAACAGCCAAGUGAGUAGAGGAAGAGGAAGAGGUCAAACUCAAACUACUACUACUUCCACAACUACUACUACUAAUGCUACUCCUGCCACGACUGCUACGACCCCCGCCACACCUGCCAAUCGUCGUAGGCUCAAUCGUCCUUCAAUACGACGACUGCAAAUAAACAGACCAGGAUCACGUAAGCAGGAAGACACCACCGCCUCCCCCACGACUACCACGACUGCCCCACAAACCACAAAGCCCCGUGUCAGUCUGCUCAGGCGACCCAGCAUCAGAGGUUCCGGGAGGACGACCACAACGACCACUACCGCUACUAAUGCUGCUGCUGGUACUGAAGCCAUCACGGAGAGCUCGAAGACGGAAGCUAAGCAAGACCAGACGACCACAGAAAGCACAAGGCGAAGAGGUUCCACCAGGAUAAGAGUCAGAGGUCGUCCUGAUACCCGAAGUCAAAGAAACGAAGUCAGAACUACGACGACUUCAGCACCACCAACCAGAAAUGAAGUACGACCUGUCACUACCACAGCACCACAGCCACGACCAGCAGCACCGGACAGAAACGAAGUACGACCUGCGACAACUCGAGCACCACAACCGCGACCAGCACCACCAGCCCCAGCAGGCAGCACAACCACCACCACGGGACUAAGCGAAGAGGAAAACCAAAGGAAGAAGAUCCUGGAUGCCUUAGCAAAGUUCAAUCCAUCACUAGCGAACUCGAGAAUCCUUUCCUUCCGCAUCAUUCCCAACGACAAGAAGAAGGAGGAGCAGCCCCAGCAGCCCCAAGCAGGAGUGAAGCAGGAAAGAGACAUUACCUGGAUCACACCCUCAGGAAUUCAGCCAUCAUCACGCUCGCUUACAUCAGCCACAGGAAGCUUGGGAAAUGAGGCGACUGCAACGACUGCAUCUCCACCUUCCACCACUGCCAAGACCACUACCACCACCACCAGGACCCCCACGAGGCCAUCCACUAGGGGAAGAUUCAGACCACUUGUUGUAAAGCCCAAUGGACGAGACACGGAAACCACCACGCCUGCGCCAGAGACUGUCACGACCACUGCUGCGUCUCGCGUUGUCAGUCCAUCCAGACGAAGACUCAUUAACCGCAGGCGAGGUUCUUCUUCAGCAACGACCACGGAAGCUCCCGAAGAGACGACCACAGUGCCAGAAGAGGAGGUAGAGGCAAGUACAGCACGCACAACCACCAGAGGCACCAGCAGCCGAUUCUCCAGCAGGACACUCAACCUGCACACUGAGGAAGGAGCCACCGUCAGCACUUCGUCAGUAACGCCACCCAGCGAGGUCCUCACGCCGCCCCCGCCGAUAAAGAGGCCGCCAGGAAAUGUGCGAAGGAAAAUAUUGAAGAAAGUCACUCGAGUAUCUAAUGCCGAUGAUCUUCCUUCCUCUCUCCUCCCUCAGAAUAGCUUGUCUUCUGAUUCCUCCUCCUCCUCCUCUUCUCCCUCUUCCUCAUCCUCUACCUCUUCUUCACCCUCUUCCACCUCCUCCUCGGCCUCCUCCACCUCCUCCUCCAGUACCACUGCCACUUCUGCCUCCUCCAGUUCAAAAGGGAACCUGAGAGUGGUGGGAACAAGUGUACAGACAAGCGUGUCCCGAAGAACCUCCACCACUAACACACUCACCUCCCGUACAUCAGCAGCGUCAGACAGGCGCUCCUCCUCCUCCUUCCGCAGAGUGACUAGACCCUCCUCCUCCUCCUCCUCUCCUUCCUCAUCUACAAACACCAUAGCAGAACAAGAAACAGAGACACUUUCCUCCUCUUCCAAAAUCAACACAGGUGACGAAACUUCGAAGACUGAAGCAGAAGAGACUGAAACGAAUACACGAACCAAUACCUCGAGACGCUCACGAUUUCAAAGCUCCAGGGGAAGGACUCGAUUCACUCCCCCAUCCUCCUCUUCCUCCUCUUCUUCCUCCUCAGCCAGCAACAGGAGUUGAUUCACAGCCAUAUUAAACUUUUGAAUAUAUAUUAAUAUCGCCAUGAUACACAAACACCUGCGCGCAUUACCUACAUGUAUAAGAUAGUUUACCUGUUUUGUACUUUUUUAAACCUUCAUUCAGUAUUUUUUUCUUUUCCAUAUUUUAACCAUAUUUUUUUCUUCUGUAUUUUCAAGUUUAUGAUAAGUUUCCAUUUUUUUUUCAUCUCCUUAAUCUAAAACUUUUUUUCUUCUUCCUCUUUUCUCUUCCAUAUUUCUUCCUUAUUUUCUUCAUAUUUUUCUUCUGUAUUUCUCAAGUCUACGAUAAAUUUCUAGUCCUUUUUUUUUAUCUCCUUUAUUUCCUUAAUCUAACUUUCUUCUCCUUCUUAUCUUCUUUUCCUCUUCCUCCUUCUCCUCCUCCACAAACGGUGUAUAGACAAGAUCUUUUUAACAUUACUUAUAUAUGUCUUUUUUACCCAUUACCAUUUAUGUAUUAUAAUAAUUUAAGGCCAAAAUAAAGAACUUUGAU